This is a messenger RNA of Ostreobium quekettii, 1131 nucleotides long. NCBI's taxonomy places the organism in Eukaryota, Viridiplantae, Chlorophyta, Ulvophyceae, Bryopsidales, Ostreobiaceae. The record is from the annotation of a GenBank genome assembly.
AUGGGAGGCAUCGUUGUCCCUAAGAAGGGCAAGAACUACCGGGGCGUUCGCCAGCGGCCAUGGGGCAAGUGGGCUGCGGAAAUUCGGGACCCCAGCGUGGGAGCAAGAAGGUGGCUGGGCACCUUUGACACGGCCGUGGAGGCCGCCCGUGCCUACGACGCAGCUGCAAGGGCCAUACGGGGCUCUAAUGCACGGUGCAACUUCCCGCUGCCCGACAAUGCGGAUCGGCAGUCGCCGAUCCCGGGUUUGGGCAUGCAUACACUGCCUUUCUUGGGCAUGCCACCCCAGGACGGGGCGGCGGCUGGGGGUGGCUGCCAAAUACAUGGGGUGGGGCAGCUGCCACAGCUGCGAAAGGGGGACAUCGGCAGCCCUGGCUUGGGCAUUAGUGGCAUGGGUUCCCUUGAAGAGGUCAGGUGGAGCAGAGGCGAUCGCCAAGACUGCAGCGGGGCAGACCGAAGGGCUGCUGCAAGGUUUGACAAAGAGAACAGCCUUAGCGACAGUGAAAGUGACAGUGACAUUGAAUUUUCGGACGACUACGGAUCUGAUGAUGAAUCGCUUAUACCAGCUGAGAAGUUGCUGUUGAACUCUUCGGAGCUGCCAACAGGAGCAAUGCCCAUGAGUGGUGCACAGUCGAUUCCCAUCGGGCCUGAUGCGCUGAGCAGCUCAGUCGCCAUGAGGACCGGCGUCACCCCUCCAGAGGGCUGGAAGGUGCCCCUGAGCCCCCAGCAGAUCGCCGCCUCCCCAAGGUCCCACAGCAUCCACUUUGGCUCGAUGGGCCGGUCAGUUGACAUGGUGGACAUGGUGAAGCGCAUCAUGGAGGGGGGCAACAUGUCCGUUGGCAGCUUCAACAUCGACGACACAGCCUCGAACGCGUUCCUGCGCCGUGUGGGCUCCUGCGACACGGACUUCUCCGCCAAGGACGAGCCGCAGAAGGGGCGGCCCAGCGGCGACAUGGAUGACACGUUCAUGUACGAGCCAUCAGCAUCUAUUUGGCACUGGCCGCGUUGGUCUGGGCUUUGCGCCCACGCCACUGUUUGCAGGGGCCAUGGUCGGCGGCGGGGGGAACAGUAUGAUGGCAGCACAGGCGCCAGGAAUGUUGGCACCAGCAUGGGUAUGAAUGACGGGUCUUGA